Messenger RNA from Ceratosolen solmsi marchali, 1170 nucleotides. RefSeq lists its product as uncharacterized. The record is from RefSeq and is a predicted model, not a curated record. Bases 1 to 1170 code for a protein of 389 amino acids. The transcript has 5 exons. NCBI's taxonomy places the organism in Eukaryota, Metazoa, Arthropoda, Insecta, Hymenoptera, Agaonidae.
AUGGGCCAAAAAAAUUCCAUUUACGAAUACACUAAUGUACCUCAAGAUUUAGAGAAAUUACAAUCAAUAUCAGAACAAUUUGAACAACUAACUAAAAAAAUGGCUGAUGAUUGUUCUAAACAUGAUCAAACUAAUUUACCUAGCAGCACCAGUAAUUUAGAUGGGCAUCAACUGGAAUCACAUGAUCCGCUGCUGUCGCCUAGAGAGAUUCAAAAUGACAAUAAUAUUACUACUGUCAAAACAUGUAAUAACAAAAACCAUCUGCAAAACAUGUACGUCAUUCGAAAUAUUUAUAAAGGCUUAAACGCUGAUUCUCUCUCGUUCAUUCUCAAUCCAAGUAUAGCCGAGAUUAGCCAAAUAACUGCAAUGAGAAUGAUAAAGAAAUUCGAAGAAGAAUCUGCAGUGCCCGAUGAGGCGGUAGAAAAUGGAAUUAUCGAAUCAAAUGAAAAUUUGGAUAGUGACAUUUUAAAAGAAAACGAAGAAUGUACGAUUAGUUAUGAAAACAUACUUCCAGAACCAUUUAUUAAUGAGUCGGAAAUUUUUAAAGGUGACUCUGCUGCAGAUACGACAGCGAAUGAAGAAAGCUUAGUACAAGAUUUCAAUAUCAUUAAUAGUAUUGAAAAUACUUCGCCCCCGAUUACUCAAUAUAUAAAAUCUGUUAUUGAUGACGUAACAUCCACUGUUUUUGACUAUGAGAGUCCAAUAGCUACUCAGGAUACAGUACUUAUGGAUACUAAAGAUGUAAUGCAUAUUAAUCCGGAAGAUUUGAUAAAUUUGGAUGACAAUAAAGAUAUACGAAUUGAUGUACGAAGAGAUAUACCUGUUAGUUUCGAAGAUGUAAUGCCAAUUGAGAAUGAAGAAACUGAAAGCGCUAGCCGAGAGGCAAAAGAGGCGUUCAAUCACUGUUCGGAGUAUAUCGACGAAGGUACGGACAUUAUGUCGCAGGUCACAGAUGAAAAACAUGACGAGGUCAAAACGACGAAAUGGAGAAAUGAGAUACUGAAUCUAAGGGAAAAGCUGAAUGAACUGAAGUGCGAGCAAAAAGAAGCGCAAAAUAAAUUGAAAAUAGCCGAACAUAAAUGCGAGUUAUAUAAGAUGGAGUCUCAAAGCCUCGAAGCUGCCCUACAUUGUAUGGAGGAUAAACUCAGUGGUGAGAAGUCUGAAUUCUGA